CGCGUGGAUUUUUAGGAUCUGCGUAUGACACCCCUGGCGGCGCAUCGGCCGCCGCCCAAUGCGCGCUCCGCGCGCCACGGAGGAUGGCCUGGCGCAGAUCCGAGCAAUCCGCGCGGACCUCGAAGUUCCUGCUUCUGCGUCUUUCUCUUCCUCUGCUCUAGCUGACCCCCUCCUCCUCCCGGCCCCCGCCUGGCAGACCCCACGGGGGCGUCGGCCGCCCAGCGGGGCCACGGCCUCGGAUGCGGUGGCCGUCCGCGCUGCUGCCGGUGCUGGCGGCGACCCACGGCGGCCAUGGGGGCCCCGCAGGUGGCCGCUGCGACGGUCUUCGUCUGCCGGCCGGUGCGAGCGCCGCUGGUCGUACCGCCAGGGCAGACAGCGACAGCAGCUGCCUCCUGCAGCGCACGGGCUCGCUGUUCAGCAGGACGCUACCGCCCGAGAGUGAAGAUGGGCAUCAUCAUUCUGGAGAUGCCUACUCGCUCCCCGAGGGCGGGCCCCGCGGGGACGGCGACAGUGACCAGUGCGCGGGCCUGCUGGCUUUGCUGGCGGCCGCUGGAGACGCGUGGCUGUCGUCCCGCUGUGGCUGGCUCCUCGGCCCCUCGCCGCCUGCGCCAUGCUUGGCUGUCCUGGAGGCGCUCGGCGAAAGGCCGUGGGGCCCAGACGCCUUUGCCGCAGGCUGCCGGGAACUGCUGCGGUCGCCGCCCGCCAGGCUCCUGGUGCGCGGCAGCCGCCGCCCGGCCGGAGGCUUCCCGGCCGUGGCGGCGCUCCAGGGCGCCGCUUCGGCCGCGUCGGCCGCUGAUCGGAGCGAGCGGCUGGUGGACGCGGAGGGGCAGGACGCCCGCCAGGCCCUGACUGGGCCUCUAUGGCCGUUGGAUGCGGCGCUGGCGGGCAAGUCGGCCGGGGUCACGUACGACGGCCAGACGGAGGAGGCGCUCGGGCCCUACCCCGCGCUGAACUGCGAGAACAUGUCUUUCGAAAACAACACCGACACGGGAGUGGACCACGUGGCGGUGGUGGCCAACGGCACCGUGGAUCCAGAAUGCUGGUUUUGGGAGGACUACUGGAGCACGACCACCACGACUAGCACCACGACGACGACGACGACCACCACCUCGACGGUGACCUCGAACGCCUCGGACGCCACUGACGCCUCGAAUGCGUCGAACGCUUCGGACAACUUGGAUGUGUCGACCGCCUCUGACGUUUCGGACGCCUCCAGCGCCGCGGAUGCCGCAAACACAUCCGACGCCUCUACCGCCUCCGACGCCUCCGACAGCGCCCCGACCCCCUCGAACGCCUCCGACGCCUCCGACGCCUCCGACAGCGCCCCGAACUCCUCGGACGCCUCGAGCGCCUCGAGCGCAGCGGUCGCCUCGGACGUCGCGAGCGCCUCGAACGCCUCGAGUGCACCCGACGGAUCCUAGCUCGCGUGCCUUGUCAUCCAGCACGUCCAGCGGCGCCCUCGAGAUAUUCCAGAGCUGGUUCAGCUGGCAAGCCGGGAGAUCGCGCUGCCUCGACUCGUGCUGCAUCGCCAUAUAUCCGCAUUCUUUCAAUGAGUCUCUUUUGUUAGCAUGGGGCUGGUCUCUGUUUCUGUUGGGGUGCCAGAGCGGCCCGCCUGGGGUUCGGCCGUUUUGCGCCGUCUCGAAGCUACAUUUGGCCGUCUGGUGGCCAUAGUGUGACUGCAUUGCGGCCAUCUUGAAGACUUAUUGGGCCGUCCUCUGGCCAUCGUGAGGCAUUCUGGGGCCGUCUUGGGCUCCAUCCAAGGCCCCACACUUGGUUGCCAGAAGGGUUGGGGUGGCUCGCGCCCUCAAUAUUAGCUGGCUAAUCAUCAGCUAUCAGCCACUUCGCCAAUUAACCUGCAACGCUCUUGCACGAUACAGGGCCUGCGGGGUGCCCGCCGAAUUCUUAACGAUUCGCGUGCCCCCACCAGUCCCCUGGAUGCAGUUUCUCACCCCCAGCGCUGGUCCCACGCCAUCAUUGACGGCCUGCCGCCCACGUGGAAGGGGUCACACGGCAGCGUGCCUCACGACUGCGGUGGAUUGCUGGUUCUACGGUCGGCACCUGCAGACCCAUCGCCGAGGUAUCGUUUGAUGAGAUCAGUGAGUGACGUCAUCGAAUUGUGGGCGUCGUCGACUCAACAACCACUUUGGCCGGGUCUUCGCCUGGUCCUUCUGAGCUGCGGUUGAGCCCGCCCCCGCCGCUUAGAUUGCAAUUUUGCCCGCCGCUUGUCUGCUGCGCGCGUCCGGCUCCGUUUUAUGCCGUUGUAAUUUAGGUCGUUGCUAGUCGGCUAUCUCCUGCCGGCGCGCGGCUCCUCCGCUUGCGCUUCGGAUUUCGUUACCGAGGAAACCCACAUAUUCAUA
Molecule: messenger RNA, 2357 nt
Organism: Prorocentrum cordatum
Lineage: Eukaryota; Dinophyceae; Prorocentrales; Prorocentraceae
Source: the annotation of a GenBank genome assembly